UCCUAGGCAUUACGUGAACAAAUAGCGAGUAGCCUGGGAGCAGGUUGUGUAACUUUGCUAAUGUGCCAGUAACUUUAAAAUCCCUUCCUCCUUCUCCACUGCAGACAGUACCAAGAAAAUGUGAGGCACUCUAUACAGCUGCAGCUUUUGGCAAACCAGCUUUUGAAUACUCUCUAGUAUUUUUUUUGUGUGUACAUAUAUAUAUAUAAUAUUUUAAGGAAUCACACGAACUUUUACAUUUAAAAUAUAUUUGAUGGAAAUAUAGACUUUUUUGACAAAAAAAAUCUUCUGGGAAGUUACAAUUUUUUCUCGCUUGAUUUAAAAGAUGAAUUAUCAAACAUUAAUGUAUUUACUGAAACUUAUUGGCCUUUACUUGACUUGCCUGGUUCGAGAGAUCGAUGGACAGCGGCAAGAAGAGGACAGCAGUGCCGUUUGGCGCCAGCGAAUUCAGUGGAGAAACAACGGACGAGUUUAUAGUUUGUUGAGCCUGGGCUCCGAGUAUCAGCCGCCCCAGGGCUCAAGCGGGAGCAACCGCCUCUUCCUACUGAGUGACAGUGACACCAACAGCACGGUGGGCAGCGGCAGAGACAGCAACGCCAGGAGGAGACCCUCAUCUUCAACAGCUCAGUCUUCCCAAAACAGCUCUGGUGCCCGCGCAGUCCGACAACACGGGGACUCGACCUCAUCCCGAUCCCAGCAGCGCUCGUCCGGUGCCAGGCACUUGUCGCGAAGCUCAAAUCGUGGCAAUGCUAGACCUUCCGGGCCCCGCAAUCAGGAUGGGGCUCGAUCCAGCAGCGGGCUCAGGCAAGGGGCUGGGGUAACCCCAGGCUCCACCAACCAGGAUAUCCGUGAGGCACCUGCAACUGGCCAGAACAGUACGAGCCAGAGCCUUCAAGGGACUGCCAAUUCGGAUGUCAUGGUUGGGGAUGACCCUUACAACCCCUACAAGCAAACAGAUGACAACCCCUACUACAAUUACUACGACACGUACGAGAGACCCAGAGUUCGCCCCCGCAGACCUGGGUACGGUACCAGAUAUUUCCAGCAUGGUUUACCAGAUUUAGUCCCAGAUCCGUACUAUAUUCAAGUCUCAACAUACGUUCAGAAGAUGCACAUGUACAACCUUAGAUGCGCCGCAGAGGAAAAUUGCUUGGCAAGUUCAGCGUACAGUGCGGACGUCAGAGACUAUGAUAUGAGAGUGCUGCUAAGAUUCCCACAGAGAGUGAAGAACCAGGGCACAGCAGACUUUUUACCAAGCCGACCUCGUUACUCAUGGGAAUGGCACAGUUGUCACCGGCACUACCACAGCAUGGAUGAAUUCAGCCAUUAUGAUCUUCUGGAUGCCACCACGCAUAGAAAAGUUGCUGAAGGACAUAAAGCCAGUUUUUGUCUGGAGGACUCCUCUUGUGAUUAUGGGUAUUAUAGAAGAUAUGCUUGCACAGCACAUUCACAGGGAUUGAGUCCAGGGUGUUACGAUACCUACAAUGCUGAUAUUGACUGCCAAUGGAUCGAUAUUACAGAUGUUAAGGCAGGAAACUAUAUACUAAAAGUUGCAGUAAAUCCAAGCUAUUUAGUGCCAGAAUCAGACUACGCCAAUAAUGUUGUUCGUUGUGACCUUCGUUAUACAGGCCAUCAUGCUUAUACCUCGGGCUGUAGAAUCUCACAAUACUAACUUCAUAAAGAACAAAGUGUGUUUAAGAAUGGAUUGAAUCAGUAAAAUUGACAAGUCACAAAUAAGUCAAGUCAAGCUUGAGUCUACUUGGCACCAUUUCAAUUUCAACAGCCCCAAACAGGUAUUAUUUGCAGGAGAUGCUGAAAUCUAUGAGAACAAAUGUUUUAAAACCCGUAACACUGUGACUGGGAUCUCUGGAAACAAUCUUUACUAUUAUAAAUUUUGACAUUUUUACUCAUUCACUACACAUUGCCAUUGUGAUGUCACUUGUUACAGUUAACAUCCAUUUUGCUUAGAUGCAUUCUCCCAGGACCAAGGAUUGCAAUGGGAAUAAUGCCAGAUGGUAUCUUAUUACUGAAUGAAAGAAUGAACGUUUGGUAUGAUUAGACUGUAUGUAACCUGUUGUGAUAGACACUUGAGAAUAAAUAAGCGCAUGACUAUUCUAAAUCAUCCAUUCCAAAAUUGUUUUAUGUCAUGGCAACCAGGUUACCACCAUGACAGAAUAUCGUAAGACAGGGCAUAUAUCAUAAAAAAGUGGAUGAGCUAGAAAAAGACAUGUGAUUAUGCACAAUACUGUGUUUACAUUUAACAGUGAUCCAAUUACAUUCCACUGUUUCAUUCCAAACAACGAAUCCUUGGUUUGUUGCAGGAUGAUUGCCUUGUUAACAUGCACAUAUAACUAAGCACGUUAUAAUUACAGUGAAAACAUGAGAACUGUUUCUGUCUGUUGUUGUGCAUUGAUGCGCCAAAAAGAUGUAGAAAAUUAAGUGCUACUGCAAUGCAUUUGAGAUCUUCAGAGACCCGUUAAUAUAUGUUUUAUGUACUAUUUGACCCCAAAUCAUCAUUGGGGUCACUUCAAUUGGUUAAGGGCUUGUAUGCCUUUUUGUAAAUUUGAGCCUGACCUCUUCAUCAGAAGUUCCUCAAUGAGUGGUUAAAAUUUAUUCCUGUGGAAUAAAUGUUAAAGGCAUUUCAUCUUUUUUUGUUCUACAAUAAAAGCUGAGCAGAAUUACAAAUACAGUAACUAAAAUCUAACUGUCUUUGUAUAAAACUAUGUAAAUAUGAACAAAAGAACUUAAGAAUGAAGGAGCUUAUGAAUUCACACUUCCGUUUCUAAACAUAAUGCUCAACGGAUGGUUUGUUUCUAUCACUACAGUAUCUCAGAUUUUUUUUACUGUGGAUGAAAAUGGUUCCAAAUCAUAACAAUUAUUUAAAGUACAGCUUUUAAAAAUUAGUAAUGACAAUGAAGUGUAGCUUUUGAGUUUAAGUUAAUGUAAAUUUUCAUGUUUACAUUUAGUGCAAUCUUUGCUCAUGCAAAAGUUUGACUGCUCCAGAAAUAAAUUCAACAUAUUUAUCCUUAUGGAUAACUUCUGAAAAUUAAGAUUGCUAGCAAAUAUAAAAGAUGAAGACUUACAUAUAAUUAAAUUAUAUUUGGAGAAAAAUAAAACUGGAUUAAAAAAUCAAUUCAACCACUAAAGACAAGAACUUAUAUUUGGAACAAAUUAAAACAAAAAUGGCUUCAGGUCUCUGGAAUUAACUUGUAAAAGCCCUUUUGGGAUUCCUGAUCAGCUUCAUGAAUAGUGGCAACUAUACAAAUAAAUGUGAAGAAAUGCACCAUCAACAAAAUAAUAUAAAGCCUGAGGGUUUGAUGUCACAAUUAUAUAAAACACCAGCAACUCAGAAAACAGGGCAGAUGCAGACUGAAGGCCAUCUUUCAUUCAUAUCUACCAAGUGCAGAGAUAGUUAAAAGAACAUGUACAUUGGCUACUUACACAAAUUGAUGAUUUAAACACAAAUAAGGAAAGACACAAGGCACAUUUGGGAGGGGGGUGUAUAUGGUUGUGGCCCACUUAAUGAGGUGGAAGGGUAGCAGAUGUGGUCCCUGACCCCUUUUUGAUCUUACCAAGCUUAAAGUUUUGGCAACAAGGCCCACCAUGGACAGCCUUUCCACCAUGCUGCCAACUGAGCCUCUUAAUUGGGGAGCAACAAAAACAAAACUGUGAAGGGUUGCUUGUAGGCUAUGGGGGCCCCUGUAUAAUAUUCUUUCCUGCAGUCUCCUCCCACUGUCAUUCAGUUCAGAUUAAGGGCUCAGCACUUUGCUGGGUGGGUGUCAUACCAGCAUGAGCAGUUACCACCUUCAUUAUGGUCCUGCUAUCUCAAUAGAGUUGCCAGCCUCUGAUUGGCUGGCAGAUUUUGGCAAGCCCCGUGAUUCUUGAUAGCACGAAGACCCACUGCUGUCCAGUCAACUGCCUGAACAGAACAAGGUGGCACGCGACCCCAGAAACAGGCAAAUAGGAAUCUCUCUGGUGUGCCUUCUGACAACCAAAAUCGCUGUCAUCUCCAGAUGUUUUCACCAAAAGAAUGGUGUAUAUUUAUGAGUCUGAGUAACUAUCACCCCGUUGACUGAAUGCAAGUUCUGCAAAAAUAGGUUGCAUAAAUUGUCUGGUUUAUGUAUAGCGUGAAGACUUUCUGUACACACUAAUUUUGGCCUAGCAGGAGUACCCAGAAACUGUAUACGUUUAAUGAGCACUGAUAAAAGUGAUCCAUAAAAAUGAUCCAUUUUCUAAUUUUAAAAACUUUCAUUUGGAUGUGACACCUAAACUCCUAAGUGACCCAACCCUUUUAAGUAAUGUGUAAAUGGUACACAGUUGCUGAGCUGAAACUGAUUUGCCUGAAACAUUGACAUUGGUGAUUGAAUGCGUUUGCAUUAUUGGUUCGUGAUGUUUGUUUUAUUACCUGUAUUUAUUGCACAUGAUGAACUGAAACAAUCUGCAGGGUAAGGCCUAAAGCUAUACAGUGAAUAGAACUACCAAUACCAGAGUUCAAAAUGAGAAGCAAAAAAGUCAAUUAAAGUUUAAUUACUGUUAUGGAUCACAUAACACAAGAGACAGUUUGGUCUUUCAUGGUAUAUCAGCUCUUUGCAAAUGGUAUUAAAUUAGUCCCACUUCCCUGCUCUUGCCCCACAGUCCUGCACGUUUUCCUUUCCAAGUAUAUAUCGAAUUUCCUUAACUGCUUUUGAACCUGCCUCCACUAUUGUUUCAGGCAAUAUAUUCCAGUUCAUAACAAGCUGCUAUUUAAAAAAAACAUUUUUCCUCUCCUCUGAUUUCUUUCACUAAUUAUUUUAAAUUUUGUCCUUUGAUUAUCAACUCUCCUGUCAGUGAGAUGAGUUUUUUUUUCUUUAUUUCCUCGAUCAAAACUUCUCAUAAUUUCCAAUACCUUUAUUAGCCAUUCUCCAAGGAGAAUAAUCAUGGUUGCUUGUCUUUCAUUCUUUGUAUUAUUCUAGUAAAUCUUCACUGCACCCUCUCCAUGGGUUUGGCAUCAUUCCCAAGAUGUAAUGUUCAUUAUACUCCAGCCAUAGGGCCUAACUAGUAAUUUAUAAAGGUUCAGCAUAAUUGCCUUGCUUUUCUACAUGAAACCUCUAUUUAUAAAAGCAAAAAUCUCUCACUCUGGAAAAUAUUAGGGGAAAUUAUAACUGAUUGCUCUCCACCUCUACCCCAUUCUGCCUUUAAAAUGGCUGUGCAAAGACAUAUAUUCCAUUCCCUCAUUUUUCUAGGAGGCUUAAAUCUGAUGCAAGAGUUGUCUCAGCUCCCCUUCCUGAGAUUUACCUCGUGGCACCAAGGUAUUACCAAGCUACAUUAGCUUGAUCCACCUUACGUUUGUUAGCUGCACAUCAGUGGGCAGAUGACAGGAAGGACAUAAGUAAGACCCAGCUGUAAAAAUCAUCUGAGGCCUCCCACAGCAUCUCACAGAUAAUAAAGUGAAUUUUAACUUCCUUUCUAUGUCUGUUUCAUGAAGGUCUGUAUUUUCAAAGACGUUUAAAUCAUGCAGAAAUCUUUCAAUUGGCUAUAGAAAUUUCAGCACAGCCAGUAAAGAAUUUAAUUCCUGACAGUUUAAUAUUGUUAGUUGUAACGGCAAUAUUAAUAUUUACAGUACUCUAAGCAUCAUUUCCUUUGCACAACUUAAAUAGUCUGUUCCAGUCAAUCAACAUUACCAUUUCAUCAGUAUCAAUGAUGCACAGUUUGCAAGCAGUAGUAUCACAAUUAGCUGCUUAAUGUUGAAAUUUAUUUUGAAAAAUAAUUAAGUUAUCCAUUUCACACUUCUUUAAUGAUAUAGUCAAGAUGAAUUGUUCCAGAUACAAUGGUGUCAAAGAUUUUGGACAGAAAGCCAGUGUUUUGAAAAAAACAUCACAAUAUGGAAAAAUAUAAUUCCCCUACAUUGGUGUGCUGUUAGUGGAUAAAGAUACCAUAGUUACUUAUUCUGGUGAUCCUUGUUAAUAAUUACAGUGCAACAUCAUUUUGGAAGAUAAAGUUGCUUCUGCGGGGCUAACCAAGUAUAUAUAAAAAACAAAAUAGCUAUAUUUAUUGACCCUUUUGGGGAAACGUUUCAUCAUAAGAAGCCCUAGCAUGAAUGCACAAUUUUAUAACAGUCAAGAUUAAUGGUAAAGGCUGUGGGCUAUAAUUGAAUAAAAGAACAACUUCCAUUGUAAUGGGUUUUAUUCUCAAAGAUUUUCUAUAAUAAACAUCUUAAUACAAAAGAUGCUAUUUCAAUUUGGAACUUAGUUACAAAGAAAAACUUGGUUCAUAUAAAAUGCAAAGAAAAUGCUAUUGCUGGAAAUAUGCUCAGUGAUAAGUUAAAAAAAUGAAAUGCCACUAAGUUUACAAGCCUGUUUUGGUGCUUAUCACCAUAUAUAUCUGCUUUAUGAUGAAUUUCAUAAUUUUUAGCUGCAGGUAAUUUUUAUUUCUAGAAAUCAUUGUAUCUGUACUUGAAGCUUAUAGUUACUGUAAUAAUUUGUAGAUGGUAGAUAUGUAAUGGUUAUUGCAGAUUUAUAAUCCAGAGUUAUUUACCUAUAUCAGAUUGUGAGACCUUAACUUGAAUAAAAAUGUUUUCAACUCGUGA
Molecule: messenger RNA, 6565 nt
Organism: Rhincodon typus (whale shark)
Lineage: Eukaryota; Metazoa; Chordata; Chondrichthyes; Orectolobiformes; Rhincodontidae
Product: protein-lysine 6-oxidase-like
Exons: 7
Coding region: 326-1672 (448 amino acids)
Biological process (GO): peptidyl-lysine oxidation
Molecular function (GO): protein-lysine 6-oxidase activity; copper ion binding
Source: RefSeq, a predicted model, not a curated record